This is a messenger RNA of Chinchilla lanigera (long-tailed chinchilla), 1648 nucleotides long. RefSeq names its product nudix (nucleoside diphosphate linked moiety X)-type motif 16-like 1 (gene Nudt16l1). The record is from RefSeq and is a predicted model, not a curated record. Gene Ontology annotation, cellular component: nucleus. NCBI's taxonomy places the organism in Eukaryota, Metazoa, Chordata, Mammalia, Rodentia, Chinchillidae. Gene Ontology annotation, molecular function: snoRNA binding. The coding region runs from base 109 to 783 and encodes 224 amino acids. The transcript has 4 exons.
GUGUUAGGGUCCCCGGGCGCCAGUUCCAGGUUGCGGCAAGGAUUGGAGGCGAGGAGUGCUCGUGAGCGGCUGCCCGGAUUGGCGGGACCCGGGGGGGCGGGGCCGCGCAUGCACAUAAAGGCGGCGCCGGGGAGAGGCGGCAGUGUCAAGAUGUCGACGGUGUCGGUUCCGGAGCUGAAGCAGAUCAGCCGGGAAGACGCGAUGCGCCUGGGACCGGGCUGGAGCCACUCGUGCCACGCCAUACUGUACGCCGCCAACCCCGGGCAGCUCUUCGGCCGCAUCCCGAUGCGCUUCUCACUGUUGAUGCAGAUGCGCUUCGACGGGCUGCUGGGCUUCCCCGGGGGCUUCGUGGACCGGCGUUUCUGGUCGCUGGAGGACGGACUGAACCGGGUGCUGGGCCUGGGCCUGGGCCGCCUGCGCCUCACCGAGGCCGACUACCUGAGCUCGCACCUGACGGAGGGCCCGCACCGCGAGGUGGCUCACCUGUACGCUCGGCAGCUCACGCUGGAGCAGCUGCACGCGGUGGAGAUCAGUGCGGUGCACUCGCGAGACCACGGCUUGGAGGUGCUGGGCCUUGUGCGUGUCCCCCUCUACACCCAGAAGGAUCGAGUCGGAGGCUUUCCCAACUUCCUGAGCAACGCCUUCGUCAGCACCGCCAAGUGCCAGCUCCUCUUUGCCCUCAAGGAAUCGAACUCAGGACCUUGCUCUUGCCAGGCAGGCGCUUAUGCUGCUGAGCUAUAUCCCUGGCCCAACACACUAUUCUUAAGGAGCUGGACAAGUUGAUAUUCAAGUUCAUAAAGAAAAAUAAAUAAGCAACUGCUGGGGAAAUAUUGAAAACUGUAAAAGGAUCAGCACUAUUCAAUGGUAACAUCUACGAAAAAGAAAAGCCUUUGAUCAGCAAGGUUUUGGUGCAGAAAGACCGGGAAAAGACCUAAGUGAAAUGGAAACUCAAGUGUACAAUAAAGAUGGUGCCUUCAGUCCUUCGGUCCCAGGUCGAAGAUGUACUUUACAUAGAUGAUGCGGGGACAAAUGUUUAACUACCUGGAAAAAGAUAAAAUUCGAUCCAUACUUCAUAUCACAUUUUAAAAAGAGUAGAAGUCAGCGAUCUAAAUAUAAAAACUGAAAUCAUACAAGUACUUGAAAAAAACGGGAUAAUUCUUGCACAAUCAGAGCCUAGGAAAAGAUCUUCUAUGAUUCAAAAACCAGGGCCAAUAAAGAUAAAUACAUUUGGCUAUCUAAAAUUAAAGCAUAGUGCACUAAACACCACAGGCAAAGCCAAAAAGUAUGAACUAUGCCAGGAGUGGUAAUAGAGAUCUAUAAUCCCUGCACUCCGGAGGCCGAGUCAGGAGGCUCAUGAGUUCAAGCACAGCCUAACCAGAAGAGACGCCUGUGACACUUCCCUCCCAUACCCCGUCCUGGGGCUGCCUGGGCACACUUCCAGGGUGGUAAGGACUAGUCUCCAGGGCAAGCGUCUGACUGUCUCAGGGGCCUCAGUCUCAACUACACGAUGGAGCUGGUGAGGGGAGGAAGGGAAGGUCUCCCAGUGGGCACCCAGAGGCGAACAGUGGCCACCUGGGAGGGCGGCCAUCUUUCUUCCUGGAUGCACCUAGUGCUCAGGACAACCCGACUCCACCAGAGGGAAUGGCAG